Molecule: messenger RNA, 312 nt
Organism: Soboliphyme baturini
Lineage: Eukaryota; Metazoa; Nematoda; Enoplea; Dioctophymatida; Soboliphymatidae
Source: the annotation of a GenBank genome assembly
AUGACCUGGGCCGAAAACAAAAGGCUGAUCGACAUUCGCGAUAAAGAUCUUAGAAAAUCGGUUCCCAAAGGUUUCCCGUACUUUGCUGUUCAUUUUGGAACAAAAGGCGGAUUUGCCCAUGUCAUUGAAAAUGAAAGUUUGUUCCCUAGAUGGUUCGGACAGGAAGUCGUCGGUGGGAUGUUGGACCUAGAACCAAAGCUCUGGCUAUAUCCUAAAAGGGAAUCUUUCGAAGAUGGAUUGAAAAAGGUUUCGCUCUUGAAAGAAAUUUGGAGAAAAGUUGAUCUUACUGAAAGACUUUCCGCUAUUUUAUAG